GGGCCGUCCGCGCGUGCCAUUGUGACUGUGGGUGCGCCUGCCAUACCAGCUCCGACGACGGGGCCUUGAAGCUGCUCGAGAGGCAGCUCGACAGGUGCGGGCCCGAGCACCUGUGCCCGCAGUGUCCGACCUGCCCGCAGUGCCCAGGGCCUCUCCCUUGUUCGCCGCUCUGGCCCGCGGGGCUGGGCGGCUUCGUGGCGGGCGCCGCCACCACCGCGCUCGUGGCGCUGAGCGCUGGGCGCUGCAGGGGCCGCCGCGAAGGGGUCCGCCUGGCUCGCGCCGCCGGGCCGAGCCCACCGCUGGGCCUCGCCGACGGGCCCGCGCCGCCAGUGCCGGCGCCAGCGCGGGGAGCUGCCCAGGAGCCGAGGGCUCCCGCGGCGCUGCCGGGCUCGCGCUGCGCGGACAGCGGCAUGUCGUCGCUCGCGCCGGGGACCUAUGCCUUCGUUCAGUACAAUGACCCAGCCGAUGACGGGCUCUGGCACGAGCGGCUGAUUUUGGGCUGGGUCUCGGCAUCGGAGUACAUCGUGAUGACUCCGGACGGAGACGUGUUCAUAGAGCAGCUCGACUCGGCGAACGCAGACCUCUCAGGUAUCCGUUUCUCGCCCUCAUCGGGGGGCCUGCCAGCUGGUCUCUCGGGUGCGCCGUUGUACCGCUUUGCGGCGCAGCCUGCGGGAGCCGAGUUGACGGCGCUGCUCAACGAGGGGGCCUCACACGCUCGAGUUGAACGCCAGGCGAGGGGCUUGGCGCAGCCGCCCGGGGCCGGCGUCCCCGGCGGCCCAGGUGGCGUUGCCCCAGCGGUGGAGCCGAUCCCGCUUCCAGUUCCGCCACCGCCGGCGGCCGCCGGCGCCCCCCAGCCACCUCCGCUUGCACCGAGGAUGUCGCCGGCGGGGGGCAGCUGGGUGUUCGAUGUUCCUGGCACCAUGCACGCGAUCGGGCAGGAGUUCCUCUUCCCGGCGGGCGGGCUGGACUUCGGGGGCCACGUGUUUGUCUCCGUGGGCGGAGCGAUCACCACGGGCUGCUUCGUCCAGGGGGACACGAACCUCGACGAGUGGGCGGCGGAGCGGCAGCUCUUCUUGAUGCAGGGCGAGCCACGCCUGCUGCCUCGACGGCAGCCCGCAGGGCCAGUCCCGUUCACCCGCGAUGCGGGGUGGCUGCACAAGGAUCCGAGGAUCGAGAUCCACUUGAAGGGGCCGCCGACCGUGGGCGACUCUGUGACCGCGCUGAUGGCGCGGAGUCCGGGGGGCUUCAUGUCCUCCCAUGAGCGCUGGCUGGUCGAGAGCAAGGUGCCCGCCGCCAGCCGCUCGGCGCGCGAGCAUCGGGUGGUCUCGAAGGCGCUGGAGCUCGGGCAGGCUGUCGACGGCAUCAACCUGGCAAACCUGACCUGCAUGGAGUAUCUCAACAGGUGGCGGGAUAUCAUGACCGACCUGAACCACGGUGGCGCCUUUGCUGGCAGCGCCGCCGCGGCUUUGAAAGACCAGCUUUUUUCGGAGGAGGGCGUAGCCCCUCCUUGGGGCUGGCCGGACGCACAGCCGCCCGGCUGCAGGCCGCCGCCCGGGCUUUCGAGGCCGCCUGGCUGCCUGGACGAUCUCUUCCCCCUCCCGCUGCUCGACCCGCAGGAGGCUGAUUUUGGCGGCGCAGGCCGCGCCCGCACCGGGCAACGUAGGAGAUGCAUCCGUCGGGACGUGCUGAGUGACGUUAAUGACUCGCUGAUGGGCCUCAAUGCUUUGUACGGCUGCGAGCGCUCUUCGGUAGCCGCGCCCACCGAGGGUGUCCUUGACCCUGAUGCCGCGCACGCGCUUGUUAAUUUUGAGAGCCUCCUUGCCGAGCCCGAGGUUCGUCAGGCUCGGCGGGAGGGGGACCCGGUCCGACCCUACAUGGACGCCGUGUUAAAAAGUGAUCGGGCCCAGUAUGUGCAGUUUUUGGGGCAGCUCGCGAGCUGCCAUGUGCUCACCUCCACGAGGACUAAGAAGGCCUCUGUCACACCGUUCUUUGUGUCAAAAAAGACCGACAAGAUUCGGCUCGUGUUAGAUUGUCGUGAGGCCAACCAGUUCUUUAAGCACUCUCCCUUUACGGAGAUAGCUGCGGCAGAGAGCCUCAGCUCGCUCGAGGUCCCCGAGGGCAGGCAGUUGUACAGUGCAUGUGCUGAUAUUCAGUGUGCAUUCUAUCAGUGCGGAGAUAUAGGUGAUCUAUGCCAGUACUUCUGCCUCCCUAAGGUGACUCGGGCUGAGGCUCUCCGCGCUGGUAUCCCCGUGAAGGACCUCGGUGGCACGUGCGACUUCGUGUACCCGGCGAUGCAGGUACUUCCAAUGGGCUGGUCUUGGGCCUUCUGGUUCGUACAGCGUCUUCACCUCGAGGUGGUGCGUAGAGCUGGAGUCCCCUCUACCAUGGUUGCUACGGGGUCCUGGCCUCUUCCCUCGGUCACCGAGGGCCCAAUCGAGGUCCCGUACUCGGACAAUGUGAAUGUGUUCGGUUUGGAGCCGGGGCCCGUGUCUGCAACGCGUGAUCGUAUCGUCGCUCAGUUCGAGGCGGAGGGAUUCGCCAUGCAUGAUAUCUCCGAGGUGUCGCCCAAUGGCGUCGUUUUGGGAGCUGACGUCGGUGGGUCGGACCCGUUUACCCGCCGCUCUUUAAAAAAGCUUCUGGUGGUCAGGAAAGCUCUGUUCUGGCUCGCGACGGGCCCGUACGUAAGUGGCCGACAGUUGGAGGUUAUCUUGGGACAUUAUGUUGCUGCCUGUCUGUUCUGUCGCCCUGGCUUUUCGGUCAUGCGUGCGGUGUAUGAGUUCGUCCGGGCGUCUUACGACAAGCCCAAAGUGCUUUGGAGAAGUUGCCGCUACGAGUGUUGGCUUAUGGCGACCCUGUGCAUCCAUCUACAGUCCCCCCUGUCAUUGCCGUGGGCGAGUGACGUCAUCGCUACAGACGCGUCCACUACCGGGAUGGGGGUUACUGAGGCUAGGGUUCCGAAGGGUGUCGUCGCGGACGUCGGGAGAUGGCGGGAGAGGUGGAGAUAUCGUCGCUUGGAACCCUCUGAGUGGGCCCCCCGGGCCCGUGCCCUCGACGGCCUGGACGAAAUCACCUUGCCUCAUACUGCCUGGGAGAACCCGUCGGAGCGCGGCUGGAAGCACGCUGUGGGUUUUCCUGAGGUUCCAUCGGAAGUCCUGGGAGCCCAGUUUCGUGUGGUCUACGCGGCGCCCUUUAGAUAUGCCGAGCACAUUGUCGGCUUUGGGAGCGGUCGAACGCUCGGCCGCCCUGUGGACCGUAUGCUCGGCCCGCUCAGCGUGGCUGGAGGGGCUACGCCUUGCCUGGAGGACUGCCACGGGCACACGCCGACCAUCAAGGGGGUCCAGCGGUCCGUGCGGAAGGCUCGAGCUGCUCGACUUCCAGCUCACGCUGCGCCGAGGCAAGCCAGGCUGGGGAGGCCCGCUGCCGUGGCGGCGCCGAGGCGGCGCCCGGCGUCGCCAGCGGCUGCUGUGCCGCUCCGCCGCCCAGCGGCCGCAGGCGCGCCUGUGCCGAUGGGCCGUCCAGCCGCGGCGCCCGGCGAGGCCGGGCCGCGGCCCCGACUGGCGGCGGCGGUGGCGAGGGAGCGGACCCCCAAGGUGACGACCACAAUCCCGUCGGCCUGCGAGGCCGCAGCCGUCGGAUCCUCGGCCAGGCUCUCCAACCAGCAGUACUACGCGGCCUUCCUGGCGUUCGUGGGACAGCCAGCCGACGACCUCGAGGCGCUCGAGGUGCAGGUCUUGGAGGUCCUCGACACGUUCCUGGACGCGGGCUGCACGAAGGGGGACGCGGACUACUUGGUCGCCGCCGUCAAGGACGCGCUGCCGAGGGCGACGGGGCCGAGGGCCCUGCCUCGCGUGCAGCGCGCGCUGAAGGGCUACGGCAAGAAGGUCCCCCCGAGGUCUCGAGCCCCCGCGCCCCGCGAGGUGGUGGGCUCAGCAAUCUCGGGCCUUCUCUCGGUGAACAAACGGGACGCCGCGUUGCAAGUGCUCACGAUGUUCAGCACCUUCGUCCGUCCGGGUGCGCUGAGGAGGCUGCUGGUGAGGGAUCUGCCGCGUCCCACGAGGGCCGGUGGUGCCAUGGCGGUGUGGUCUCUCUUGCUGGCUCCGACGGUCGCCGACCCGCUGGCGCCGCUCGCCCAGGAGGCGGGCCAGACUCGCUUCCUGACCAAGACGGGGACGUCCGACGAGGCGGUGCCGCUCGACAAUCCAGCCUGGCUUGGGCCUGUGUUGGCCCAGCAUGCUCACGGACGUCCAGGACAACUCCCGCUGUUCACGACCUUGGCUGUCGACAUGGCGGUGCUAUUCCGCAAGGUCACGAUGGCUCAGGGCCUGCAGGACGUGUGCCUGUACCAGUUGCGCCACGGCGGUGCAAGCGAGGACGUCCUCUCGGCCCGCCGCACUCUCGGAGAAGUGAAGUCGAGGGGGCAUUGGAGCCAGGACAGCAGCGUAAAACGAUAUGCAAAGCCCGGGAUGGUCCAGCAGCUGUUGUCGGCGCUGUCGCCGGCCGCCCGAAUGCACGGCGAGGUCCAGAGGGCGAGGCUCGAGGACCUCUUCGCAGGGCGUCUACAUUGUCAGCUGCCUGCGUCCGUGCCGGUCUCCCGAUGCGUUCAUACGAGUAUGCUGACUCUCCGUUGGAAGACGCUCUUCAUCCUGAUGUUUUUCAGCUCCUCCUUGCAGUCGCUGGGCGUGGACUCAGGAGGACAGCGCGCGAGCUUGCUGAGCAAGUUCGGGGCAGGGGACAUACCGUCGGAGGCGUACAAGGCGCACUUCUCGGCCGCGCACGACGAGGCCGCCGCCCAGUCGGCGUCCAACGUCGCGCGCCGGCGGGGCAGCGAGGGUACCGUCGAGGCGGACGGGGUCGUUAGGCGCCAGCUGGCCGGCGUGCUGAUGAGGAGGAUCGGGUACACGGACGAGGAGCUCGAGCUCCUCGGGGACGACGUGCUCCGCAUGCAGGGAGUGCGGAGCCCGUUCCGCGCCGCAGCGCUGCAGGCUGGGGAGGUGGUGGUAGACCUGGGCAGCGGGUUCGGGCCCGACGCCUUCCUGGCGGCGGCCAAGGUGGGCCCGUUUGGCAGCGUGGUUGGGGUCAACCUCUCGGCCGCGGAGGUGGGCUCCGCGAACGACCGGGCCCGCAACCGUGGCCUGGCGGAGUCACGCUGCAGGUUCGUCGUGGCGGACAUGGAGAGCACGCCGCUUCCCGCCGGGCUCGCGGACGUGGUCAUCUCCAACGGCGGUUUCUGCCUGUGCCCAGACAAGGAGGCCGCCUUCCGAGAGGUGCACCGCAUACUGCGGCCUGGCGGCCGCCUGGCGAUCAGCUGCACCGUGCUCCGGAGGCCGCUCCCUGCACUGGAGGGCAAGAGGUGGCCCCCUUGCAUGGAAGUGUUCAUGCCACGCUCGUCCGUCGAGUGCCUCCUCCAGUCGCUGGGCUUUCGCGCCGUGACUGUCGACGAGGCCGAUUCGAGGAUGGACGUGUGGGAGUUCGCCGACUCGGACCUCGAAUCGGUCGCCCAGAGCAUGCCCGCUGGCGGGGGGGCCGCUGCCAGGGGGGAGAUGUGCAGUUACGCGAGGAAGGCUGCCGCCGGGCGGGCACGCGACCAGGUUGAGAACUUCCUCGCCAGAGACCGCGAGGCUGGUAUCCACUGGGGGAAUCCCGAGUUCAAGCACGUCAGGGAGUUCGACAUGAAUGAGUUCUGCGCGCGGGUCACCAUCUACGCUGAGAAGUGUGCCUAG
Messenger RNA from Prorocentrum cordatum, 5720 nucleotides. NCBI's taxonomy places the organism in Eukaryota, Dinophyceae, Prorocentrales, Prorocentraceae. The record is from the annotation of a GenBank genome assembly.